GAGGGAUAAACGGUGGAUGGAGGCAGCUCGGACCGGGGCUACGGAGCGCUCUUCACCGACGAAGAAGAAGAAGAACAGCAGCAGCAGCGGGGGGGAGAGGAGAUGGAGGCGAAAGGCAGAAACAUGCCCCCAGAUAUUAGUUUCCUUCCUCGCCCUGCCAUGGUGUGGUGUGAGCGUGGCAUCCAGGUGCUGCUGACCACCAUGGGGGCUUUUGCAGCCUUUGCCCUGAUGACAGUGGCUAUUGGCACAGACUACUGGCUCUACGCCCGGGCCUUCAUCUGCAACAGCACGGCCAACUCAUCCCAGGAGGACUCCAACAACAAGGACAAGAAAGACCCUGGGGCUCUGACCCACUCCGGCCUCUGGAGGAUCUGCUGCCUGGAAGGCCUGAAGCGAGGUGUGUGUUCCCAGAUCAAUCAUUUCCCAGAGGAUGCAGACUACGACCAAGAUGCUGCAGAGUAUUUACUGCGUGUGGUGCGAGCCUCCAGCAUCUUCCCCAUCCUCAGCGCCAUACUGCUCUUGCUGGGCGGAGUGUGUGUUGCUUCCAGCAGCUUCUACAAGAGCAAAAGGAACAUUAUACUAGGUGGAGGAAUUCUCUUUGUAGCUGCAGGCCUCAGCAACAUCAUCGGAGUGAUCGUGUACAUCUCAGCAGCUCUGAGUGACAUUUCCCCCAAGAAGGACGAGGAUAAGAAGUGGCACUACUCUUACGGCUGGUCUUUCUACUUCGGCGGCCUGUCCUUCAUCCUGGCCGAGAUGGUCGGCGUCCUCGCCGUCAACAUCUACAUUGAGAAGAACAAGGAGCUGCGCUGCCGCUCUCGCACCGACCUAUUCAAGAGCACCACGCAUGCCAUGCUGCGGCUGCCCAGCUACCGCUUCAGACGGCGCUCUCGCUCCAGCUCGCGCUCCACUGACCCGCCACGCUCACAGGAGACCUCGCCCAUCGGUGCCUCCAAAACCUUCAGCCUGCCGCCCUCCGCCCCGCCGUUCUCUGUAGCCACUCUGCCCAACCCGCACCACACCAGCGGUGGUGGAAGCGGAGGAGGCGGUGACAUCUCCAUGUACACCCUGUCGAGGGACUCCAAGCUGGGCAGCCUGGGAGGCGGCGCCCCACCUCUCUACGGCACGGUGGACCGCGCCACACUCUACCAGCUCCACAACUACUUCCCAAAAGAUUCCAGCGGAAGUGGCGGCGGAGGAGGUGGAGGGGUGAUAAGCAGCGGCACGCUCCCAUCUCACUCCAAGUCCAACUUGGCAGCAGCGGCAGCUGUCGCCCAGAACGCGGCACCGCUGAACACCUCCACAUCAGCCGCCACACCAGCCCAGCCGGCCCCGAUAUCCACAGCCACCAUGGAGAGGGACAGGGGCAACGUAGGAACCCUGGACCGACUGACAGCCAAAAGGGACAGGGAUAGCAACUCAGAUACACUUAACAGGAAAACUACGCCAGUUUAAAAG
This is a messenger RNA of Seriola dumerili (greater amberjack), 1455 nucleotides long. RefSeq names its product voltage-dependent calcium channel gamma-4 subunit-like. NCBI's taxonomy places the organism in Eukaryota, Metazoa, Chordata, Actinopteri, Carangiformes, Carangidae. The transcript is spliced from 5 exons. The coding region runs from base 103 to 1452 and encodes 449 amino acids. Gene Ontology annotation, cellular component: AMPA glutamate receptor complex; postsynaptic density membrane. Gene Ontology annotation, biological process: postsynaptic neurotransmitter receptor diffusion trapping; calcium ion transport; positive regulation of synaptic transmission, glutamatergic. Gene Ontology annotation, molecular function: voltage-gated calcium channel activity; channel regulator activity. The record is from RefSeq and is a predicted model, not a curated record.